UUGUCUUCCAGCUCCAAACUAUCAGCUACAGUUCCUGCAUUCAUUCCUGGGAAGACAUACACAGGAGUAACAUCUGGCGGGCUUUCCAGUGAGUUGGUUAUCAAAUCCACUCUUUCACCUUUUGUGCCAGAGUUCCGUCCUUCGGGGUCCUUUGCUCCUCUGUUGUCAGCACCCUAUCAACCCACCUGCAGUUUAUUACAGCACAACAGUAAACAAGCAUAUCUCAAGCAUCAAAAGGUUGAUUUAAAAGAGGUAUGUAGGUCAAUAAUGGAAAUGUUCUUGAAAACUUUUACUGCAUUGAAAAAUGAAAGUGGUUAUUCCCAGUGUUACUAGGAAAACCAUAAACACCUUAAAUUUGUCAAGAAUGGUUUUUGUUCUCUUGCCAAUCAUACUCUGAAAGGACUUUCAUGCUCCAAAACCACAAACAAUUCAACAGUUGUCAUUUGAGCUUGAUCAAAAUUUGCAGUAUGCCUUCGGACUCCUACAAAAUGCAAACUGAAAAAAUCCUGAAAUUAGCAGCAGAAUAAAAUAAUGAUGCAGACAAAGGCAAGAAUCUCGUCCAGAAAUAACAGUUUCUUUAUCAAUANCUUUCACCUUUUGUGCCAGAGUUCCGUCCUUCGGGGUCCUUUGCUCCUCUGUUGUCAGCACCCUAUCAACCCACCUGCAGUUUAUUACAGCACAACAGUAAACAAGCAUAUCUCAAGCAUCAAAAGGUUGAUUUAAAAGAGGUAUGUAGGUCAAUAAUGGAAAUGUUCUUGAAAACUUUUACUGCAUUGAAAAAUGGAAGUGGUUAUUCCCAGUGUUACUAGGAAAACCAUAAACACCUUAAAUAUGUCAAGAAUGGUUUUUGUUCUCUUGCCAAUCAUACUCUGAAAGGACUUUCAUGCUCAAAACCACAAACAAUUCAACAGUUGUCAUUUGAGCUUGAUCAAAAUUUGCGGUAUGCCUUCGGACUCCUACAAAAUGCAAACUGAAAAAAUCCUGAAAUUAGCAGCAGAAUAAAUGAUGCAGACAAAGGCAAGAAUCUCGUCCAGAAAUAACAGUUUCUUUAUCAAUAAUUCUUAAGAAGCUUUGUCCUCAGAAUAGACCGUUCUUUACAAUUUCCUUGAGUAGUGGUUGGUUUUGUACAAAGUUCCAGUCCAGUCGGUAGAGCACUUGACUGCAGAGCGGGAGGUCGCGGGUUUGAUUCCUGUGGCUAGACCAAUACUCACGUUCUUAAAAAUAACUGAGAAAUGAAGGUACUUCCUUUGCACUUCAAGCGGCUAGACCUUUGCGUAUUAACUUGGAUGACAACGUAAAAUGGCGGUCCCGUCUCCAGUUAGGGAUGUGUAAAUAGUGUCCCCAAUUAGUACUUUCCUGCUAAAUACACUGACACUCAAAUAAAGUACUUUAUUUAAAAUUAUUGUUUAGCACUGACAGUUGGUAUUAACACGCUGUGUCACAAAAGGCAAAAAAGGAAAGUCCUAAAAUUUAUAUUGCUUUUGAGCAUCCAUUACUUUUGGAGGAGACUGUUGUUUGGUUUGGUUGCUACUUUUGGAACUCUAUGUUAUUCUUUUUACAAUAACUUUCCACUGUGAUGUAAUAUGCGACUACAUUGUAUAACUUUAUUACGCACCAUUUUCUGCAGAAUGUAUCUCAUGGAGCAGACCAGACAAGCUUCCAAGAUACAGCCAACAAGAGCACAACCAAAGUUAAAAAGCCUGAUAGUGCAGAGAAAAUUCGAGAGUCUCAAAAUGUAUCAGGAAGCAACUCAAGUGAACACCUCACAGAAAACUGUGCGAAUGUGAGCAAGAAAAAAAGACAGAAAAAGAGGAAACAAUCUAAUAGUCUUAUCGAUUAUCAAGGCAAUGAGGAAAAAACAGAAGGAACUACAGAAAAAGCUUUGCAUCAGGAGAAAGAUGUUUCUCCACAGAAAGUCACAGACGACAUGGUCUCUAGUAAGGAAAAUGGGGUCACGACUUCACAACCAAACUGUAAAUCAUUACUUUCCUCUUCUAAAAGUACCAGUUCUUCUGAGGUUAAUACUAAGGAUGAGAAAGCAAACAUAUCCUCUACAAAUCAUGAUUCACAUAAUAAUAAAGCACAAUAUCCAGCUCCCCACUUAACUGUAAGUUACAGUGAUAAAGUGAAGAACUCAUCAUUAAAUAUAAACAGUAGUGCGAGCAAACGUGCACUAGGAGACAAAUCUUGGGUAAAGAAUUUUACUGUGGAAAAUUCCAACAAAAUUGUUGACGCUGUUGAUCUAGCUCAUAGUUCUAAGAUUAAUGUUGACAAAGACAAAAGGACAUCUAACCUAGGUAGCAAAAAGAGAAGGGCUUCAAAUAGUGGACGUUUAAGUAGUGCACCUAUUAAACCUCUGGAUUCAACUUCAGGGGGAGAUGAUGAACAUUAUCAACAAAAGUACUGUAAUUCAUCAAACUCAGAGACUUCAAACUUAAGGCAAAUACCAAGGACAGGAAAGUUCAUGGAAAGAAACAACAGUUUUAAGAAAAAUGCAUGUGAUGAUGAUGAUAACUGGAGAGUUAAAAAAGAACUUUUGCCUGUGGCAGAUUCUUCAACUUCACAAAAAAUAGAUUCAGUUAAAAAAGUGAAUACCGAAAAUCCCAAGUCUUGCAAAAAGAUAACAAGCCAUCAAAAGGGGGAAAAGAGAGUUAUGGACUCAAAGAAAUAUAACAGUGAUGAUAGCAGAAAAAAGUCCAUGGAUGUCAUGGAUAAAAUACCCAAGACUUCAAGUAAUCAGCGAACGUCUUCUGACAAUAAUGGUUCAAGUUUGACAGAAUCAAGUACCAAACGUCCAGUUACUAAACUUGACAGUGAAGUUGCAAUUAUUAGCUCUCAUGAACCAAAGAUAAAUCAGUUGCCAGUUGCUUCAGUUAACACUGCUUCAUCUAAUGUUGCGGCAAUGAAAGGUGAAUUUCCUGACUUAAUGGAGAGCACUAAAAUUAAAAGAGUUCCAAUUACAGAUGGGUUAACAGUUGGUUUUAAAGAGACAGUGACCCCUUCAAAGCCACCUGCUACUCCGUCUUACAGUGCUGUGUUAAGGUCAAUACCAAAACCAAAGGUACGUUUUAGAUUCUCAGUUUACAGCUUUAACAUCCCCAGUAGGUACAGAGAAGGACAUGGUAAUGUUUUGUAUAAUUUUCAGCUAUAUACACUGUAGACCCUUUUCAGCUGGAUGCCACACAGACUUUCUCAUGCAAAAUUUAUGGGAUAUACAACUUUAAAAGUUUUAGAGAUGGAAAGAGCGCAAUUUUGGGGUUUAAGACUCUUAAUUGUUAUAUUUCAUGACAGUUUGAAUUAUGGAGAAGUUACAUACCGAGCAUAUCUUUGGAAAAAGAAGUCACUGGAUAGCGCACCUUGCAGUUGGGCAAUUUUUUGCAUACAAACCCUUAUCAGUUUUCAUACAUAAAAGCUUUAUCUCAUGGGUCGGUCAGUCAGGCCCUCUGACCAAUUAACUGCCCAUGCUCUUCUAUCCAUAGUAUGUUUAAAUUGUGUCUUGUCAAAGUAACUUUGACCAAACGUGUGUUAAUUCUCGGCUUAAGUGCAGAUCUGCAUCACAACUGAUAGCUGGUCUCCUUUGCGUAAGGUAGCAUACUGUAAAGCAGGUAGUCUUGUGACCUGGACUCCUUGUUAUAGAUAAUUUAAGAGUGAUCAUAAUUUGAAGUGAGUGAAAAGUACAUGAACCUGAGCCUUGCUAUCUGAAGGGGGUGAAUAUGCGAACAGAUCUGCAGAUUUUGAAAAUAUUUUUGCCCGGAUAUUGGAUUCAAAGUGAGAUUUUAACGGAUUUCUGGAUCCUGGAAUUACAGCGGAUUGCGGAUUCAUCUAUUUGUUGGGCGGAUUUUGGACUUUAGGUGUAAUUGAUAUAUUUUUGCCCGGAUUUUGGACUCAGGGCAAAAAUGGAAGGGCAGAUUUGGUUAAUAAAUCAUAAUGGAUCGGCGGAUUUGUAUACCCCUGUUCACCCCCCUCCUAACUUUUAUCCUUGUGACUUAACAACUAAUAUGGUCAUUUCUUCUUGGAAUAGUCAGUCAUGGUCCCUACCGCAUGGGAAAAUGAAAAACCCUCAACACGAGCUGGUCUGCUGAAGGUUCCUUCUCACUCGGGAGCAGACCAGGCAGAAAGUGAACCGGGGCAAGAAAAUUCACCAACAAAGAAAAAGAAAAAGAAGAAAAAGAAGGCAGCAGAGAGUGGGGGGCAAUCUCAGGAAGGUGGUUCAGCUAAACGCACUCAGAAGCCCAUCCAGUUUGACCUUGGAGUUAUGCUUCAAAAUAUAUCAGUAAGAAUCUUGAAAAUGUUGGCACAACUUUUGCACACCAAUUCCCCCUUUUCUCAUCCUUUAUGUCAAUGAUGCAUUUUAGUGGUGUUUUUAUGUUGUUUGUUUGUUUGUAUUCUUUUUAGCGUGGUAUUUUCAUAAAGUAUGUUAAUUCAGUAACAUGUUUAAGGUUUCAGCAUCCAUCAUAGUUAUGUUCAAGGGUGUUUACAAUUUUGUUACAACAUAUAAAGUUACGUUAACGAAAAAGAAGUCAUAAUUACCAGUAUGUAUUUUAAAAAUAGUAUAUGAUUACAUUGUCAUAUGACUUCAUACAGAUGAUUGCAAAUCUGUGAAAAUAUUACAUAAUACUAAGAAGUAUAACUUAAUAGUGAAUAUGACAUAAUAAGUUUACUGUAAAAAAUAUAUUUAAUACAUGUUUAUGUUGUGGUUCAAUUUAUCCUUGGUUUAAAUUUUAUUUUCCUUUGUCUUUGGGCAUGGUGAUGUACACUGAUGAAAUAUGAGUUGAAAACAAAGGAAAGUAAAAUUUAAACCAAGGAUGAAUUUCAACAACAACAUAUAUAAUAACUAGGGAUACAGAAAUUGAAAACUGUAGAAGUUAUAUUAACAAGGAAGACUAAUAAUAAUUUAUUAGUCAAGCAAGAGUGUUAAAUGUUGACUUGUUUUGCAUUUACCAUGAGCUUUCCCUGUUAUCACUGCCACAGUCUUAAUUUUUUUUUACUUAUUAUUUAAUAUUCUUUACAGUAUGUAUCGGUAUCACAUCAUCUGUUUUCACCUCUUGGUAUAAUUUAUGUAAUAUUUUCACAGAUUUGUAUCGUAUCAAGUUACCUGUAAUACAUGAUUAAUAUUUCCCCAAUUCCUAGAACUUCUUAAUCAUUAACUUUAUUUAUAGUCAUAAAAAUAACAGUAAACAUCCUUGAACUUAUGAUAGGUACUGAAGAAUGUGAGAUAAUUUUCGUAAACUCAAAUGUUGUGCUGUUGCUUUGUAAUGUUUAAAAUGGCUAUUUUCUUACCAGAAAACAUUCAUAGUAACCACAUUCUAUUUGUAUCUUUUUAAUUAUUAUUGGUUAUUUCCUUACUUUUUUUAGAAGAAUAGCCCAGAGAAGACACAGCAAAGUGGCAAGAAGUUGGUGGUGGCUACGGGUGUAUUACCAACUCAACUAUCAGCAGCAGCAGCAUCUUAUGAGGAAAAACCUGCAGUCAUUUCACCAUUAAGGAAAAGCGAAAACAAGGUAAAAAUUCCAAGAAGAUCACUUUGUAUUUUGCAAGCACAAACAACAAUAUUAAUACAGAAUCCAUUAGGAAAUUGAGUUAAUUUUUCAGUUGACAAAAACCUUGAACCAGAAUAUUUUAAGCCAUAUUGCAUUCUUUUUUACACUUUUCAAGGGCUAUAGAUGUAAUUAGUUACCUGUAAUAACACCAAAGACAAUUUCUUACGGGAGCCCACGAAAAUAAAUUUCAUCUUUUAAUUUCAUAGGAACUGAGAAAACACAGGUAACAUUGUCAUGCAUAAGAUUUCAUUUUGUGAAAUUUGAGGCUUUUGAAAUUUGUUUUCUUGGGCUCCAAUAAGAACCUUUUCUUCAGAAUUAUUUUAUUCAACUUAUUACAUUUAUAGCCUUUGAAAAGCGUGAAAAAGAAUACAAGAUUGAAAUUAUUCUGGUACAAGGUUUUUGUCGACUGAAAAUUAAAAUUUCUCAAUUUCCUAAUGGAUUUCUUCUUAAUCAUGACUUCUCUUUAGAUCCCUCAUAACAAACUGGACUCAACUGCUCCUGUGAUCAAACGAGGCAAAGAGAGAGAAACUCCAGCCAGAAAAAAGCCCAGUGCUCUAAAGAAGGUAAUUACUCACUUCAGAAACUCUAGGAAGAAUAAGUACAAGCUUUGGAUACUGUGAUUUCUGAGCUCAUUUGGGUGGGCAAGCGUUAGUUAUGAUUGGUCGAUGGUAUUCAAGGCAACCAUUAACCAGUCAUAAGUAACGUUUGUCCACCCAAACAAUCCCAGAAAUCAUUGCACCAAAAGUUUGUACCAAUCUUAUAGUUUCUAGAGUGAAAAAUUAUUUUUUACAAUAAAACUGUAAUGUCCUUGGUGCCUUUUAAAGCUACUUCACAAUAUUAUUGUUGGUAUUUACUGUCAUACGGUCAAAUAUAAAAAUCUGAAGCAUUCAAUGAAUAAAGUCAAGAAUCUGCAAGAUGAUUGAAUUAAAGAUACAAACAAUCUCACCAAGAUUCAGUUCAGGCAGUUUUUCAUGACCAUUUGAGAUGUUUGAAGAGAUAAAUUAUAAAUAAUGGUAAGUGACCCUUAUUUUUUUUGGCAGGAAGGGGAAAUGUUGGGAUUUGAGGGGGGGAUGCAAAAAAAUAUAGCUUAAACAGGGGGAGGGGGCCAGGCAAAACAUAUAGGGCAUAAAGGGGAGGUCACCAUAUAAAAUUCCUUUGGUCAACAGCGCUAGCUUGUUAUGAAGAAUUGGCUGUGAGAUUUGAGCCAAUCAGAAACAAAGGGAAAUUUUGAAUGAAUAAUAAUAAAACUUAUUUUGAUACUUUUUAGAUAUUACAAUGUAAAAGAAAUCUACAUCUUUUUAAGUAUUUUUCUUGUAUACUUGCAAAAUCUUUGAAAUUCAACAUGCUGUAUGACAAAACAAAAUAAUAAACCCAGUCAAUCUGACAAUUUUUAAAACUUCGUGUUCUGCAGCUCCCCUAGAUAUCUUAUUAAAAUUAAAAUUUACGGGAGUUGGUAAUUUUUGUUUCCAUAUUUGAUUAAAACCAGAAUAGAUCAUCCAUGGCUCGAAUUUAACAGGUGCCCAACUGUGGGGGGGGGGCAGGUAAAAUUUGUUGUGUUCACGUAAAAUAUUUAGCCCUGUUGUCUCCAGGGCGACUAACUUAUCACAUCAAAACUUCUAACAGUUAUUUAUAUUUCAUGCUGUAUGUUAGAUCAUACUGAAAGAGAGGGAAGAGAAGAAGAAGGCGAGAGAAACAUCUGAAAGUGGUGAUGUGGAAAUGUCUAAUGACAGUACAAAUAGGUAAGAAUAAAUAGAUAAAAAAUAAAUAAUAAAUAAAUAACGAUUUGCAGGUAGCACAUCCACAUAGUGGUUCUUUGUCUACCUGAUUCUACCCUGCAAACAGAGUCUCCUUCGAUCUUCUGACUUAUCUAGAAAAGAUCAAAGCGACUCUGCUAGCAGGGUAACCUGAUUCCUGGUCAAAUUGGAAUUUGGUAGUCGUUCCGGAUCCAGACCUUGAGGUAAGGAGGUGGGGGUGGGGCAGUUAUCCAGACCCUGAGAUAACGGGGGGGCUUGGUCCCCAAAAAAUUUUUCUCAGGCCUCAGUUUGGUCUAAAAGUAAAGGGGGGCUGGCCCCUCCCCUGGAUCUGCCACAGGGUAGUAGUUCAUUUAAUAGCUACCCACAUAGCUUUUGUUUUGUACUUGAAAAAGGAAAAAAGAAUAGGCAAGGCUUGUAGAAGAAACAAAUAAAGAGGUCUGUGUAAACAACAAACAUGAGACAAUUUGCUUAUUUAAAAAAUUGCUCAAAAGAUGCAUUAUUAUUUUUAUGUCAGUAAGUCGUUAUCUGUUUCUGUCUUUUCUUUUAAUAGAAGGAUUUAUUUUCAAGGUAAUUGACUUAAAACAAUAAAUUGUUUCAAAGUCAAUCUUGUAAGAGGAAUGCACGAAGACUUGCUCUUUCUCGUUUUUGUUGUUCUCUCUUUAAGAGCGUGUGAAUCUGAAGGAGAAAAUAUUGCACACCAAGAAGUACAAGACCAGUCAGAAGGUAUAGUUGAAUUGAUCGUGUCAAUCCACAUAUAUUUUACAUUUAAUAUUUGGUUAACACAUCGAGAAAAGGGCAACUUUUUUGGUUAGAUUGUCUGGGAAAUCAACCAUCAUGUGUCUCAUAUUGAGUUGUUGGUCGUGAUUUGUAUAGGAUUUAAUGAGAAAAUGCUUUACGUUUGUUUGAGUGUAGUGAAUUAGAACGUAAUUUAAUGGUAAAGAAUGUGAUCUUUCAUUCACUCAGUAUUUUUCAGCACAUUGUCUUUUCCAUGCAUUAAUAAAUUUCAUGUAAGUGACAGGAUGUAGUUGUGUUUAUUUCACUUUUGUUUAAGUUUUCCUACCGCCAUAAUCUACCAACACUUUUAAGACCUGUUUUCUUUUUGUUGGUCGAAAUUUAUGAUGAUUGACCUACAGUUUUUGCGAUCAUGAGUGACACAAUAUCAUGAGCAACAUUUUUAAUUAUCUCAGCUGAAACAACAGAAGAAGUUGAGCCUUCUUCGCCAACACGCCAGGAAAUUGCUGCUGAAAUACACAGUCGUCGAUUUAGAGAGUAAGUGAUAACCAAUAAUUGUCUUAAUCUCGCUUAUAUAGGCCAUGAGAGCCAGAAUUCGAUAUUCUUUGUUAAGUUAAUUUUUGCUUCAAACGCUAGUGAGAAGUCCAGUUUGCAUUUUUCUCAAUGUUGAUAGAACUACAUCUCCAAAGAACUCAAGAGGCUACUCCCACCUUGUUUAUUAUAUUGUAUGGAAUGUGAAUUUGAGCAAAUUAUCACGAAACUUCGUGUUAGCAUAAAGGACAACAACAACUGUUACUGCAGAGUUAUGCCCCAUUCACACCAAAGCUUAAGCACCUUUAAAAGCUGUUCAGUUAAACAUGGUAUAAAAUUGUUUUCUUCAUAAAAGCUGCUUACUAACUUAUGGCUAUUGCAAUUUAUGUGCAAAUUACAGAGAAUGUUAAAAUUUAUCUGAAUCUUGUUUAAAUGUCCGUGCUCCAGUUUUCCCUUUAUGUUUUUUUUUUUUUUAUUUUUUCAUUUUUUAAAACGUGGGUUAAUAAACCUUGUUAUAAUUGGUGUGAAUGGGGCAUGCGUUUCAUUGACUUUUAUCUAGUAUUUCCUACAAAUUUUAGGAUCGUAUUUUUACCCUCUGACAAACAGUGUAAUUAUACUGAAACCGCACUGUGGUACUAUCAAAGAGCCUGGCUUACCAUAGAAGUGCCCCGGUUGUUCAAACGUUGGAUAGCGCUGUUCACUGAAUAAAUCAUUAUCUAGCAGAUAAGUAUUGGUAGGGCACCACUUUUAUUAUCCACUCCGACUGGACAGAGAUUUAUUCAUUAGCCUGCGAAAACCGCAGCCGUUUCUCCUUGCUCCUCGCCGCUAGGGACGUUUCCUCCAGACGAAACGUCGUCGGCGGCGAGCAACGAGGAGAAACGGCUGUAUUCGCAGGCUAUUUAUCCAUGGGAUAGCGCUAUCCAUCUUUCGAACCAACUACAAUCCUCGUGACGUUGAGUUGGGACACUCUUUGCAACACCCAUAUUCCAACAAAAAGUUGUGUUCCUUUCCUCCCAAUGUUGAAUUUCAGGCUUCUGUGAUGCCAACCCGCAAAAAUCAACAUUGGGAGGGCAGAAAACAUCACCACUGUCCCAACUAAUGUAACGAGUAUUAUAGGCGCAGUUAAAGGACGCUUCUUGAUAUUGUAGCUUGUGUUGAAUUUACAGGUACUGUUGGCAGGUCCCUGAUAAAGAGGUAGAUGCUGUGGCGUCUGAGCUUUUGAGAGAACUUGUGCGGUUCCAAGACAGACAGUUCCAUAAAGAUCCAAUCAAGGUUAAGAGAAACGUUCUUUCUAGUUCUAGUUCGUGGUCUUAAAUUAAUAACACUUUUCAAAAUUUGUAAUUGAAACAUUUUUCGUCGAAUGGACUGUUUUCUAUCUCAACAUGGAUGGUAAAAACAUUUACUUUUUUCAUGUAUUACAAACUUCGGGUAAAACCCAGAGAAACUCCGCGGUAAUCGAACAAAAUAUGCCUGCUUAUAAAUUUACGCAUACCGCCUUGAAGGGGGCAUAUAUUUUUUAAUCAGGGAUAUGUAUACUAAAUCAAUGAGGGUGCACACUUUAUACAUUGGUUAUGUAAUUUGCACUUCUAGUUCUUAUUGCUCUUUGUUAAGUUUUGUUUUUUGUUUACUUCACAGGCUAAGGCUAAGAGAAGGUUUGUACUGGGCCUCAGAGAGGUUCACAAACAUCUAAAAUUAAGGAAGGUUAAGUGUGUGAUCAUAUCUUCCAAUGUUGAGCGCAUCAAAUCAGCAGGUUAGUGACACAAGCUAUUUAAGUGGGCAGAGGCAAAUCAGAUGAUUGUCCGCUAUACUCGAGCAAUUAACCCUUUAAACCCUGAGAUCAAAAUUAAAAUUCUCAUUUGUCGCCCCUACUCAUUUACUGCAGAAGUAGUGAGGAGAAGUUAAUACAAUAUCAAGCAAAUUCAUCGUGUGUGAUUAUGUCCGUAAUUCUCAUGACCACUCUGUUUUACAAAGCAUUGCUACUACAAGGAGAAAUUUGAUACUGAUCACUCUUCGGGUUUAGAGGGUUAAUACAAAUUCAGCCUUAUGCCUCAAAACCAAUGGUUUUUCGACGGGCAUGAUUGCUUGAAAUCUUUCCCUUUUUUAUAAGAUCCAGCAUAAUUUAGUCGCUUUUCCAUUCCCUGGUGAAAUUAUCUCUUAGAAAUACCUCCUGUACCAGGAAGUCCCAUAGUAUGACAUACAACCUUUUACCCGCUUUUGUUGAUGCCUUAAAGUACUAUUUUUUUGGCCGUUAGCUUAUACCUGUGUGGAACAGUCUUCCAUCCACUGCUGUUAACGCUCCGUCUUUGCCCGUGUUUAUGGCCACAGUUAAAAGCUAUUUGCCAUCACCUAUAGCCUGAAUUUCAGACGAUUACUUCGAGUCGUCUUCUGAAUCGACCGGCCGUUAAUGUCUUCCAGUGACGUCACUACCCGAAAACUGGGUAGUGACUUUGAUUGGUUGAUUGUCCAAACAUUCACAUAAUUACGUAUAAUUAUGAGAAAUUUUAGCGGGAUUGUCGUUUGAUAUUCAGCGGAUCGCAUGUGUGGAGUUCAAAAAUUUCGAGAAUCUUUAUCGUAAACAGCAAAAUUGAACUGCGAAUGAAGAAUCAUUGUGGAGAGUGGGUAGGUUUUCAUUUAGAGCCGAGGUCUAUAGACCUUUGCCACGUUCCUGUGAACAAAUGCACCAACUCGAGGCUCGGGUGGACAAAAUACAGCGAUUUGUUUGAAAUUGUUCACCUGAGCUUCGUCCUCAUUUCUUUAUGUUUGCUCACUGGAGCGUGAUGGGAGUCAGGUCUAUUCAGACGUUACUGAGAUAGUAAAAAUUAUUCGAAGUAAUCGUCUGAAAUUCAGACUACCAUCGCCUGCAGCCUUGCUAAUUAUAACCACCCAUUGCCACAAUGAGCCUGUGCCUUAAUUUAAGUCGUAUCAAUUUCAGAUACCUUAAUUAACACAAACCUCAAUUUCCAAUAAUAAGUUACAUUGAAUUAACUGUUUUUUCCCAAUAGGAGGUUUAGAUGACACGGUUGGUAGUAUAAUAAGAUUGUGCGAGGAAAAUCAUAUUCCAGUGGUGUUCGCUCUAAAACGCCAGUUGUUGGGAAGAGUUCUUUUAAAGAAAGUUCCAGUCAGUAUUGUUGGGAUAUUCAGUUACGAUGGGGCACAGGUUAGUUAA
This is a messenger RNA of Porites evermanni, 11721 nucleotides long. NCBI's taxonomy places the organism in Eukaryota, Metazoa, Cnidaria, Anthozoa, Scleractinia, Poritidae. The record is from the annotation of a GenBank genome assembly.